CGCUUUCACAGUCCCACGCAGGAGGAAGAUGCUGGCCAAAAGCUGCGCCGUCUGGACGAGCCUGUCCCUGUGGAGUAUUUUGCUCUGCGGCUCCCUCAUCCGCGCCAAGAACCACAAUAAUCACCACGAUGACGGGGACGAGUCCUGGUCGGUGGAGACAGUUUCCAGGGCGAGAUGCGCGUCGCGGUGCCUCAGUUUGCACAGCGUCGCGGCGCUCUCCACACCGCUGCAGAAUAAUGGAUCACUGGGCUGGUGUCUCAACCACAAGCAAUGUGCAAAGUGCCUGGAGCCGUGCAAAGACUCCUGGGACAUGAAGAGGAAAAGCCAGUGCAGAGAGCUGUGUGAGCGAUCGUUUCCCAAGAAGCACUGGGAGUGUGUGACCAGCUGUGAGUUCCUUCAGUCGGUGCUGGCGGUGAAGCAGGGCGACUGUCCACCUCCAGAGAGAGCCAGCGGCUUCGCGGCAGCCUGUGUGGAGAGCUGUGACCACGACUGGGAAUGCUCCGCCCAGAAGAAAUGCUGCUCCAAUGGAUGCGGCCACACCUGCCAGCCUCCCAAAAAUCUUUACAAGGGUGCUCCUCUGAAGCCGAGGAAGGAGCUGGGCUUUGAAGAGCUUCCCUCUGGCCAGCUAGAGGUUCGCUGGUCCUCUCGCUUCAACAUAUCAGCUGAGCCCGUGGUCUACGUACUGCAGAGGAGGUGGAACUUCGGCAUCCAGCCCAGCGAGGACACCGCCACACCCUGGCAGGUGGUGGCCCAGACCACAGAGCACGGAGCCAGACUGGCUGACACCCGGCCAGGCCGCUGGUACCAGUUCAGAGUGGCAGCGGUCAACACCCACGGAACCAGAGGUUUCACCACGCCCAGCCGGCACAUCCAUUCCAGCAGAGACCCCUCCAGUCCCCCGCCUCCCACCAAUCUGAGGGUGGCCAACAUGACCUUUGGCCCAGGCAGGGCAGUGUCUGCCAGGCUCCAGUGGAGCGUGCCUGCCGACUUGGAUGUUCCCAUCCACCACUACAAGGUUUCCUGGAGCUGGAGCGCUGCCGGAGAGCCCUCAGCUUCUCCCUCAACCAAGAGGAGGAAGACAGUCAGAGUGAGUCAGGUGGAGCUGGACAGUAUGCGUUCCAACAGGACCUACAGCGUGGACGUCCAGGCUGUGUCAUACUGGGGACAAACUCAGCUCAAAGGACCCAAAGCCUCUCUCCACUUCACCACACAGCGCACUGCCAGCUCCACACCAGGAAACCCUCCGGCAGACAUACUGGACGUCGGCACGCCAUUCUACCAGGAUGGGCAGCUCCAUGUUCGUGUUUACUGGCAGGGCAGUGCUGACCCUUCUGUUGAACGAUACCGAAUCCAGUGGGGACCGGAGUAUUGUGCACACAACCACACCAGACCCAUGGAGAAGAUCAUCACACAGGAGAGCUUUGCCAGCCUGCAGGGCCUCCUCUUCUCCUGUAAGUAUAAAGUCCUCCUGCAGCCCAUCAGCAGGAAGAGUCGCCCUGCAGCAGAAAGCACCAGCUUCUUCACGCCUUCCUGCGCCGCCAUCCAGGCCAAGAGUCUCAAACCCAUCACUUGUGCUGGAGAAGUGGUGGUGACUCCUCACAAGGUCCUGGCCAAGGCAGAGAACCUGACGGCGUUAUUCGAGGUCCGGGGUGGCAACGUGACAGCCGUCUUCAGCUGGGAUUUGUUCACGGUCCGGCCCGAUCAGCAGCUGACCGGAUACCAGGUGACAUGGGCCGAGGUGGACUCCGCAAACCGCCACAGCCACAACAAAAAACUACCCCACAGCCUCAUCUCCCAGUCCCAGAUCCUGUCCCCUGAUCACAACAUUCUGGUGGUCUCAGGCCUGCACCCAGCCAGCCUCUACAGGCUGGAGGUCCAGGUGAUCACGGCAGAUGGUGAGAGUCCUGCAACCAGCCGAACCUUCCAAACCCCUGGAACCCAGAACACCCUGAAACCCAGAACCAGACUGAGGAAGCAUCACCAUCAACGGCCAAUGAUUGAGAGGCACUGAGCCCAGAUAGCCAAUCAGACUGCAUGAACCUAGUCUCCCAAACUCAGGAUGAUGGAGAAUCUCAAGAAUCUCAAGCAGUGAUCAGCGAUGCAAAGUGCAAACCUCACCAGCUUCAUGACACCCACGGAUUCUCCUUCGCAACUCACAGCAACUUCAGUGUCCCUCGCGUGGUAGCUCACAGUGGAACGGAAUAGCAGUUGAAGACACAAAUGUUAUUAAAGGUGUUAUGUGUUAGCAGUUUAACACCAUUCAUUUUGUUAGAGUAAACAAAGGAUGCCAUUGCAGAGAAUGCUGUCAAUUUUUAUCAACCUCCACACUGCAUUUUACAAAGUGUGCCUCUGGGUCAGAUUUGGCGGCAAAUCUGCUGGUUGCUUCAUGGCACAAAUGGUGGAGAUUUUGUCAGCAACAAAAACAGACCACGAUAACGUGCUUAUUUCAAACAAAAAUUGAAAUUUAAAAAUUGAGCAAUUUUGAUUAUACACUGUGAAAUAUGUAGUACCCCCGCAUUAUUUGCAAAAUGGUUUGUUGCAAUGUAAAAUGUGGGUUAAUUGUAGUAAAUGGGCCCAACAUACAAAAUGACUUGUGAGGUCUUUUAAUUUUGAGCGACACUCUUUUGUUUACAGUAGUCAUACUGAUGUAUUUUGGUUAAUUUGACAAGAACAUAUUGAUAUUUAAAAAAUGCUACACAUAGCACCUUUAAAUACAGUAAUGCAGCGAUACAGCAAAUCGAACUGCUCAUGAUAGGACAAAUGCCAUAUUCAGUGCAGAGCUCAUGGACAGCAAUAAGGAUUUAUGCAAGUUAAAGACAUGGUACAUCCCUCUCACCCCCUGCUGUUGUGAAGUGAACUCACCACUAGUUUGUGUGCAUCUGACAAGCAUGUUGAUACAGUGGCAAACUACUUUCAUAACCUGCUGUGGCCCUUGUUAAGUUGAUUUGAUGGGAUUGCAUGCAAACACCCAAAUGUUCUCUUCAUUCUCAGUGCCAGCACCUCGUACUCUUCAAAAACGCCGCAGGGCUGUAAAAUUAAUACCCGCCGCUCAUUCACACGAGAUUUGUUGUUUUUGUAAGUUAAUUUGCCAAUUUGGUAAGAACAUUUAGCUUCCUAUAGCCUUUAUUCUGUAAAUGCUGUAUAUACUGUUUGUCUGUAUUUAUUAAUUGUGGUAUAUUUGUGUCUGAACGAGUGUCUACUGUAAACCUAAUCCAUCUCCACUUUAUGUGUGUUCAGCCUUUUAUAAAACCUCUAGAGACCCUGUAAAAAGAUGUUUUUUAAGUAAAGAUAAAUUCCAUGUCAACA
Molecule: messenger RNA, 3306 nt
Organism: Myripristis murdjan (pinecone soldierfish)
Lineage: Eukaryota; Metazoa; Chordata; Actinopteri; Holocentriformes; Holocentridae
Gene: anos1a
Product: anosmin 1a
Exons: 14
Coding region: 29-2011 (660 amino acids)
Biological process (GO): neuron differentiation
Cellular component (GO): extracellular region; cell surface
Molecular function (GO): peptidase inhibitor activity; protein binding
Source: RefSeq, a predicted model, not a curated record